Molecule: messenger RNA, 1196 nt
Organism: Branchiostoma floridae (Florida lancelet)
Lineage: Eukaryota; Metazoa; Chordata; Leptocardii; Amphioxiformes; Branchiostomatidae
Exons: 7
Coding region: 140-919 (259 amino acids)
Cellular component (GO): trans-Golgi network
Source: RefSeq, a predicted model, not a curated record
GUCAGUAAUAAAAGUUGGCAUCGCCCACGGCUGUACUUUGGUCGCUUUAUCUUUGGCGGCUUGUCCUCAAACACCGAGAACUGAGUAUGUUUACUCACUCACGUGCCUGUCAGGCGUAUUUGACGUUAGAACUUUCAAAAUGGCGGGUGCAAAACUGUUCAGACUACGCCAUACACUGACGUUAUUUCUCGUCGUCCUGAUAACUUCUGAGCUGGUUUCUCAAGUCAGGUCCCAAACCUGCGUGAAGAAAAUGUCAUGCGCAUGCGAGAUGGACGAUAAGUCGGGUUACAUAGACCUCACGUCUGUCCAGUCGUCGGGUAAACCCAGGUUCAAGGACGUGACUCCCACGGAUUUUGGACCAUGGCUGUACUCCUGGAACCCGUGUGAAUCUUUCUCUAUGUCUCAGUGCUCCAAUGUGGCAGCAUGUCAAGUCAGUAGCACCGACACAACACAGUCCUUUGACAUCGGUAUUCAAGAUUCUGUCACCUUCAACAAGGAUGUAAACGACAACUGGGUGCUGACAUACACGAGCAGAGAUGGGACAAAAACUCUAAAUGUAGUUCUGGAGUGUACACAGAACAGUGAUGACCUCACAGUAACAGGCGAAGUAUCAACGAAUGCUUACCAAUUCACGUUAGUGAGUCGACACAGCUGCGUGAAGCAAGGGCCCUGGCCUGGACUAGCCGCCAGUAUAAGCUUUGGAUCCGUUCUGUGUAUAAUAUUCUUCCCCGGAAUUUUCCUGUACUGUGCGGGAGGAGUCGCCUUUAACAAAUUGGCGCGAGGAAAAAGCGGCAGAGACCUCGUACCUAACGUCUACUUCUGGUCAGAAUUACCCGGAACAAUAAAGGACGGCUACAGGUUUGCAACGAGCCCCUGUAGAGGUGCUACGGCAGGAGACACGAACUACGACAAAAUCUGAGGACAGUUUUGUUGCAUACUAUCGACACGCAAUGUCUUUUUCAUGUCUCUACUGUUUAUAAUAGCAUGGAGAAUUCGAAGCCCCCAGAAAUGUGCGUAGAAACAUCAGAAAGAUAUAUAGAAACGUCAGAUAUCUAUAGACUAUAUUUAGUAGAUAUUUUACGUUAUUGCGUCUGUGUGCUUACCCUUGCAAUUGGCAUUAGAUUUUAAAAACACUUUAUCAAUCAUACUAAAUUUUAGUAUGUGGUCAGCCAGAUAUAACAAUUUGAUAUUGUUAU